Corticium candelabrum is the source of this 686-nucleotide messenger RNA. RefSeq lists its product as uncharacterized. The transcript has 2 exons. Gene Ontology annotation, molecular function: protein binding. Lineage: Eukaryota; Metazoa; Porifera; Homoscleromorpha; Homosclerophorida; Plakinidae. The record is from RefSeq and is a predicted model, not a curated record. Gene Ontology annotation, biological process: signal transduction. Bases 56 to 454 code for a protein of 132 amino acids.
CUCCAAUUUCCUUGAGAUUAUCAAGCGCAAGCAAACGGUUAUCUACGACCAUCUGAUGGCCAAGGGUGAAGGUCAAAAUGGUCGACAUGGUCAAGUGGCAGCUGGAGGAGACCCUCGGACGAUCGGAGGGGAUCAGACUAGUGAGUCUACAUCUGGAGGUGAUAGCAGUGGUCUGGACAUGAAAGCCAUUGUUACAAUCAAACAGACGAAAGCGGUUGCGAAGAAAUGUGGAGACAAAUGGCACGACUUUGGAGUGUAUCUAGAAAUUGACACGGGUGAACUGAACGACAUUCGAGAGAAACACAGAGACAGUCUGUCUGAUCGUCUCUUCGAGGUUCUUCAUAGUUGGAGUCUUCGUGAAGGACGAAAAGCCACCGUUGGAAAACUGAUUGCUAUCUCUGGUGAAGUAAAAGUUAAAGGAGCAGUUAUCACUGCUUUACAAUGGGAGCCAUAGCGACUUUAGAAAAUGGUGGAAAUGUGCUGAUGCAUUUAGAGCUUCAAUUUUACUGCUUUUUACAUGGCAAACAUUCUGCUGUAUUUUAAAGGUUUGAUUGGCUUGCAACUUUAUCAUGACUGAAGUUGUAUUAGUAAUUUACUACUUUUGCAGUCUGAAUGUUGCAUCUUGAGUGACCAUGCAGUGUAGAAAAUAGACCAUAAAAUCAAGAUUUAUACAGCAAUAGAAUAAC